This is a messenger RNA of Colletotrichum orchidophilum, 1398 nucleotides long. RefSeq lists its product as uncharacterized. The transcript is spliced from 4 exons. The record is from RefSeq and is a predicted model, not a curated record. The coding region runs from base 1 to 1398 and encodes 465 amino acids. NCBI's taxonomy places the organism in Eukaryota, Fungi, Ascomycota, Sordariomycetes, Glomerellales, Glomerellaceae.
AUGCUAUUUUCUACCCUUGGGCGCGUUGCCCUUGCUGCAGCCGCCUUUGCGACUGGCUCGUUUGCACAGGGUUCCAAGGACGAUGAUUUCGGCCAAUCGACCUUUAUCGCCCCGGAAAACAAUGUCGCCUUUGGGUUCACCGUCCCCCAAGACAGCGGCGAGGACAUCUUCUUCACGAUGCGGGCCCCCAUCGAGCGUACCUGGGCUGCCAUCGGCAUUGGCCAGGAUCAAAUGGCCGGCAGCUUGAUCUUCAUGAUGUACCGCGACCAGACCGGCAACAAUGUCACCUUCUCACCUCGCAUAGCCUACGGAAACUACGAGCCGACCUACUACAACAACAUGCAGUGGGAUGUCCUCGCUGGGACUGGUGUCUUUAACGAUUCCAUGUACUUCAGCGCGCGAUGCACCGCCCACUGCAGGAGCUGGGUUGGGGGGUGGAUCGACGUCUCAAACGAAAAUCAAAAGGCCAUUUACGCCGUCGGUCCCAAGGGAAGCUUCUUUUCGAACAAGCAGGACACGUCUGUCAAGUUCCACGAGGAAUUUGGUCGAUUCACAAUCAACAUGAAGCGCACAGUUGGCCCCGGCGACGCGCCCAUGCUCAAGGUCAACUCCGUCAACGAGGGCACGACGCAGGUCUCUGCCAAUGAUGGCAGGAGAGAUUACAAGUCCAUCUUCCACGCGGUCCUGAUGGUGGGCUCUUUGGUCUUCCUCAUCCCUUUUGGCGCCGUUCUCCUCCGCUUUGGCAACAUGGUCAGAUGGCACGCCCUCAACCAAGGCGUUGCCCUGGUCAUUGUCCUCAUUGGGUUCGUGCUCGGUGUUCUGACCAGCUUCUGGUAUACACGUUCUCGUGGCUUCAAGUCGGCGCAUCAGAUUAUCGGUUUCAUCGUCGUUGGCUUCCUCCUGGCCCAAUUUGCAAUUGGUUUUCUGCACCACCAAAAGUACAAGAAGACGCAGCGAGACACGCCCUACAAAAUUGUCCACCAAUGGCUCGGCCGCAUCACAAUUGCCCUAGGCACCUUCAACGCAUUCUUGGGCUUCUCGUUCGCAAUGAACCGCCGAUUAAACUACUUCCUCGCCGCCGUCAUUAUUCUACUCCUUCUGGUCUCGCUAUUCUUCACCUUCAAAGGCAAGUGGGUCCGCGGUCGGCUGCCCGCCAAGUUCGGCAACCAGGCAACGGGCGGGUACAACCCGGAGCCCUGGAGGCAAGCAUCCACGCAAGGCGGGUACGCUUAUACCGGCGCUCCGCCCGCCUACCAACCUCCUUCUCACCAGAACCAAAGCGUCGGGUUGACGAGCAUGGUUGCGGAUCCUACGCAGCCGACGAAAGAGAGGAGCGGUAGUCGCGACUACCGGAACAACGACCUGGGCUCGGCGCACCAACCGCGAGAGAUGGUGUAA